UUUCACUUCAUGUUUUCUUUCCGAUUCUGCAUAGCAGGACAACUUUACAUCGUCUUACUACUGCACCGCAGGACGACGGACAUCAUUACUGCAAAUGGCCCCCCAGUGGCUGAGCUGCAGUACUGCAUGGCUGCUUCUCUUGGUCUGCAUCGUCCCGGUGGACAUGCAGUCCUGCACCGGAGGAAUCCCCGGGAUCCCCGGGAUCCCCGGGAGCCACGGACCCAACGGACAGGACGGUGUGAAAGGGGAGAAAGGAGAUCCAGGUGAAGGAGGUCAGCCAAUCAGGGGUCAGAAAGGGGUGGCAGGUGUGCGGGGCCCGCCGGGCCGGCCCGGUAUAAAGGGGGACAUGGGUCUGCCGGGCCCUGCCGGAUUCCCGGGGCAGAAAGGGGAGAAGGGAAAACCCUUCAGCCUGUCCAACAAGCAGAAAUACUUCUUCUCCAACAAGAGAGCCGUUUCAAAUGUAGCAGAGAUGAAUGCGCCGAUUAACUUCAACAGAGUGAUUUUGCCUGAGUUGGCGCUACAGUUUCAAGGAGAGACGCUGGUAAACGGGACAUUCCAGUGUAAAAUCAAAGGAGUGUAUUUCUUCAGUUUCCACGUUUCAGCAAAGACCCGAGUGUGUCUGAAGCUGAUGAAGGGCAGCCAGGAGCAAUUCACGCUGUGCGACGGCGCCGACGGUUUCUUGGUCACGUCCGGCUCGGUGGUUCUGGACCUGGAAGUCGGAGAUACAAUUUUUGUGGAGCCAACCAGGUACAACGGCAUAGUGGUGUCACAGAGCAGCACCAGCCACAGCUUCACCGGCUUCCUCAUCUUCCCCACCUCCUGAACCUCCAGCAGACAUUUCAACCAGGCAGAGGAAAAGUCUUUCCUCCAAAAAUUACAUUUCACGUUUCUCAUGAACACUGAUCAGAAAAUCUUCCCCAUUAUUUUUAACUGGUUUCCAGUGCAAAUAUCCUUGUACACUUGAAAUAAAACAAAACUAACUAAUCAGUAUUUCCGCAAGAAAUCUGAUCUCGUUUCAAAUCAAUAACUCCUUAAUUAUCAUUAAAAAGUUUUAGUUCCACUGGUAGAUUAUUUCACUCUUAACAUGGGAAAAAUGUCUUAUAAGCAAAAUAAUGUUAUAACAAGACAUUUGACCAAUGACUUCCAACAAUAUAAUUAAUCCAAAUAAUUACAUUAACAACAUAUUUUAAUAAGAAUUUAUUGACUGAAAAUAAGCUACUACAUCUCGCUAAAAAGUUAUUUAUAAAUUAGUUUUCUUUUUUGUGUACUAAGAUAUUUGCACUAGAAAUAAUCAACUCAAAAUACUUGGUAAGAUUUUGUGUUUUUGCAGCGAAUUAUUGUGAUCGUACUGAAACUGGAGUCUUAUUGGUUUUGUAAAAUCUUGGUCCAGUCUAAAUAAAGUAAAAAUCAACCA
Messenger RNA from Poeciliopsis prolifica (blackstripe livebearer), 1414 nucleotides. Its product is annotated as complement C1q subcomponent subunit B-like. The transcript is spliced from 5 exons. The record is from RefSeq and is a predicted model, not a curated record. Lineage: Eukaryota; Metazoa; Chordata; Actinopteri; Cyprinodontiformes; Poeciliidae. Bases 95 to 823 code for a protein of 242 amino acids. Gene Ontology annotation, molecular function: protein binding.